UGGGCAUUUUCAUGGAGUCUCCUUUGAUGUUACUUCGUUUGUUCUCUAUAUGCCUCGUUAUCUGUAAGUUCAGAUAUUUUCUAAUGCGUUAAGCUCAAGCCAUCCACAAAAACAAAUUAUUAGCAGCAGAUAAGUCGAAAGCAUCCCUCUUUGCUUCUUCUUCUUCUUCUUCGGAUAAAAAGCCUACAGGACUCCAAAAUCAAUACCAAAAAUAGCGUUGAAGCUCUUAGGAAGGCGUUGACUGGUUCUUGAGAGAUGGGUUUGUGUUAAACUCGUGGGGUUUAGUCGAAAGAUUCAAAAAUCAAAUGGAGCCUCCAAAGGGAUGUAUUGCUUCUUUCGUGCAUUUCUUAGUGUUCCUUCCUUAUUUCACUGCAUUGCUGUUUCUGGGUGUCAUCAAAGGUAUCCUUCUGUGUCCACUGGUAUGCCUCGUUGUGACUAUAGGCAACUCUGUGGUCAUACUAACUCUUUUGCCCAUCCACAUCGUUUGGACAUUCUAUUCAAUAGUGAGUGCCAAACAAUUAGGACCGAUCUUGAAGCUCUUUAUAUGCCUAUGUCUACCUGCCGCCAUCAUUCUUUGGCCAAUUCUUGGUGUCUUAGCAAGUGUUCUUGGAGGAGCUUUAUAUGGUUCUCUCUCACCAAUCUUCGCCACCUUUGAUGCCGUUGGCGAGGGCAAGCCUUCCCCGCUUCUUCAUUGCUUUUAUGAUGGAACUUGGAGCACCGUCAAGCGCAGCUUCAUUGUUGUCCGUGACUUUAAAGACGUGUGCUUUCACUCCUACUUCUCAUUUAUGGAUGAGAUUAGAAAAUGUAGUCCGGAUCAGAACUAUCAUGAGAUAAGGCUACUUCAACUUCCAGGGGCUUUGAUAACUUCAGCUCUCGGGAUUCUUGUUGCUUUCCCUUUGAUCUCACUAGUAGCCUUAUGCAAAAGCCCUUACAUGCUCUUCAAAGGCUGGCACCGUCUGUUUCACGACCUCAUUGGACGGGAAGGUCCAUUCUUGGAGACAAUGUGUGUCCCCAUAGCAGGCCUAGCGAUCUUGCUUUGGCCUUUGGCUGUCGCUGGAGCAGUUCUUGGUUCAGCGGUCUCUAGCAUCUUCCUCGGUGCUUAUGCAGGAGUAGUCUCAUACCAAGAAUCAUCUUUUUACUAUGGACUAUGCUUUGUGGUCGCCUCUGUGUCCAUUUACGACGAGUAUAGCACUGAUAUACUUGACAUGAAUGAAGGAUCUUGCUUCCCAAGGCCAAAGUAUCGAAAAAACGAAGCCGAACCAACACCUUUUUCAGGUCCUAUACCAAGACAAGGCUCUAUCAAGAACAUGUCUUCAACAAGAGUAGGGUCAGUGAGAGUCCCUAUGAUUGAUGUGAAGCCUCUUGACCUUUUGGAUGGUCUCUUUGUGGAGUGUAGGAAGUUUGGAGACGUUUUGGCGAGUAAAGGACUGAUAAACUCAAAAGAUAUCGAAGACGCGAGGUCUAGUAAUGGCAGCCAAGUCAUCAGCGUUGGCUUACCAGCUUAUGGAUUUCUUUAUGAGAUUCUACGCUCUGUCAAAGCAAAUACUUCUGGCUUGUUGCUCAGUGACGGUGUAACUGAACUAACUACCAAGAACAGACCGAAAGACGCUUUCUUUGAUUGGUUUCUGAAUCCGUUUCUGAUACUUAAGGAGCAGAUGAAAGCUACGAACUUAACUGAUGAAGAGGAAGAGUAUCUCGGAAGGUUGGUGUUGCUGUAUGGAGACUCAGAGAGGCUAAAGAACUCGUAUGCUGAUUCAUCUUCUCCUCUUCUCACCGAGCGUAAAAGAGCUGAGCUUGACGCCUUUGCUCGCAGGAUUCAAGGGCUGACGAAAACGGUGUCAAGGUAUCCAACAUACCGUAGACAUUUUGUGGAAUUAGUGAAGAAACUAUCGGAUGAUUUGGAGGUCCAGGACCGUGACGGUUCAGAAACUAUAAGAGAAGCGCCUGGUCCGGUUAAGAUAUUUUCUAGGAUAUUCAGUCAUAGAUCGUUCAGAAGGAAAGAGAGUAUCAAUGGAUCCGACCAAGAAUCAAGGAAGGGUGUGUCACGGAAUGUAGAUUUAGUUUAAUCCUGGGAACGUGUGUAUGCAAUAUCUCUUUUUACUAGACUUGUGAAUGUUUGUUUCAUGUCUAAUUCAUAUUCAUAUGACAGGUUGCUCCAAUAUAAAAUUCAACCAUGUUGUGUCUU
Molecule: messenger RNA, 2185 nt
Organism: Brassica oleracea var. oleracea
Lineage: Eukaryota; Viridiplantae; Streptophyta; Magnoliopsida; Brassicales; Brassicaceae
Exons: 8
Coding region: 306-2066 (586 amino acids)
Source: RefSeq, a predicted model, not a curated record